AUGGGUUCGUUACUUCCGUUUGACGGAGAACGACCUAAAUUUGCUCAGUUAUAUAUUUGCGAUACUGAAAAUGAGGUUGGUAACAGAAUGAAAGCAUUCGAUAAUGUUGACGAGCUUCGAAACAUUGAUAGAGAUUUGAUUCAACGUCUCAUAGAAAUGUUUGAUGAUAAAAAUGAAUUAGUAAAAGUGUUUCGAAUGGCAAGAGAUCGAUUUAGAGAAACUGAUUAUAUGCCUAUUCGCUUGAGACUGAUUGGAAAUCGUGGUGAAAAUAUGGCGCAGUAUAAUCCUCCAGCAGCUUCUGAAAUUGCCGGCUUAAUAGUGGAUGAUUUGGGCUCUGCUGACCGACAACGAGAUAUUGUCGUGGAGUAUAAGACAAAGAAUUUAAAACGGAUUAGUGAUUUACAUCCUUCUUUUAUGGCCAUGCAAUAUCCCAUUUUAUUUCCAUAUGGUGAAGAUGGUUUCAGAAUAGGCAUAAAAUAUAAUGAGUCAUCACAAAGAAAAAUAGGUUGCAGGAAACAUGUUACAAUGCGUGAGUUUUAUGCCUAUAGGAUGCACAAUAGAUUAGAGGAAGGAAGGACUCUAAUCAGUGGAGGCAAACUUUUUCAGCAAUAUAUUGUUGAUGCUUUUUCGUGUGUUGAAGAAGAACGACUUGAUUAUAUUAGAAAAAAUCAAUCAGAUUUGCGAUCGGAAAUCUAUAGAGGUAUAAAAGAUGCUGUUGUUGCAGGUGAUGUCGACGGCGAUGCUAUUGAUCGUCCUGACAUCGUCUGCAGAGUUUUCAAGAUAAAAGUUGAUGCAUUGAUGGCGGAAAUUAAACAAGGUGUAUUUUUUGGAAAUACCAUUGCUGAUUUAUAUACGAUCGAAUUUCAAAAAAGAGGCCUUCCACAUGUUCAUAUUUUGGUGUGGCUUCACGCAGAUAAUAAGCUACCAACACCUACGGAUAUUGAUUCGAUUAUUUCUGCAGAAAUUCCUGAUAAAAAUAUUGACCCGAUUGGAUAUGCAACCGUUACAAAGUUUAUGAUUCAUGGCCCAUGUGGACAAGCAAAUUCUAAAGCGCCAUGCAUGAAAAAAGGUCAAUGUUCCAAGCAUUUUCCAAAAGAAUUUCGAGUAGAGACAUCUUUUGAUGAAAAUGGGUUUGCUAUUUAUAGAAGAAGAAAUGAUGAAAGAUAUGCUACAAAAAAUGGAAUUGAUCUUGACAACAGAUAUGUUGUGCCUCACCAUUUACAGUUAAUUGUCAGGUAUCAAGCACAUAUAAAUGUUGAGUGGUGUAACAAAUCGAUGCUUAUUAAAUAUUUGUUUAAGUAUAUAAACAAAGGCCCAGAUAGAAUGCGGGCAGUGAUCGAAGAUAGUUGUUUAACAACCGAAGUAAAUUCCAAGAAACAAUAUGACGGUCUUGAUGAAAUAAAAAGGUUUUUAGAUUGCAGAUAUUUAUCGGCAUAUGAAGCUAUCUGGAGAUUAUUUGAAUUUGAUAUACAUCAUAGAGAACCUACAGUAGAACGAUUAACAAUUCACAUGCAGUUUAUGAAUAAUGUCGUGUAUCAUGAAGGAGUAAAUUUACUUAAUGUUGUGAAUCGAUGCAAUAUCGAAAAAACUAUGUUUACAGAAUGGAUGGCAAUGAAUAGAAUCUAUGAUGAUGCCCGUGAAUUAACCUAUGUAGAAUUUCCUAAAAAAUGGGUAUGGCAUCCUUCUGACAAAUUUUGGUCGAGACGAAAAAGAGGAAAUCGUAUAGGAAGGAUUGUGUACAUUCAUCCGAAUUCUGGUGAACUUAAUUUUAUGAGAAUGCUCUUAAAUAAAGUUAGGGGGCCUAGAAAUUUUGAUGAAAUCAGAACCGUCAAUGGUAUUCUCUAUGAAACAUUUCGUGCUGCUUGUGAUGCACUUGGUUUGCUCGGUGAUGAUUUAGAAUGGCAUCAGGCAUUAAAUGAAGCAUCUUAUUGGUCGUCCGCUUUAGACUUGAGGCAGCUAUUUGUUUCGAUAAUAAUGUUUUGUGAGGUAUCGGAUCCAACAAAAUUGUUUAACGAUUUUUGGAAAUUAAUGGCUGAUAAUAUUACAUAUAGAUUAAAAGAAGUUUUAAGAAUUUCCAGCCUUAAAAUACCACAGGAGGAAUUGCAAAAUUAUGUAUUAUAUGAAUUGGAAGUAUUAUUCAACAAAAAUGGCAGCUCUCUCUCUCAGUUCAAGCUUCCUAUUCCGAACCGAUUGCUUAUAGAAGACAUAGGCAAUAGACUUUUGAGAGAAGAGAUGGAUUACGACACAGAUGCAUUGAGAAAUGAACACGAAACCCUAUACAAUGGUUUAAAUACUGAGCAGUUAGCGGUGUAUCGUUCUGUUUUGGCAUCCGUUUAUGAAAAUAAAGGAGGUGUGUUUUUUGUUUACGGCCAUGGGGGAACAGGAAAAACAUAUCUCUGGCAAACAAUAAUAGCAAAGCUUCGUUCUGAAGCUGAAAUAGUUUUGGCUGUGGCUUCAUCAGGAAUUGCAUCGCUUUUACUUCCCGGAGGUCGGACAGCACAUUCCAGAUUUAAAAUACCAAUUAAGCUUGCAUGCCUGCAGGUCGACUCUAGAGGAUCCCCGGGUACCGAGCUCGAAUUCGCCCUAUAG
Messenger RNA from Ananas comosus (pineapple), 2589 nucleotides. RefSeq lists its product as uncharacterized. The record is from RefSeq and is a predicted model, not a curated record. Gene Ontology annotation, molecular function: DNA helicase activity. The transcript is spliced from 3 exons. Gene Ontology annotation, biological process: DNA repair; telomere maintenance. Bases 1 to 2589 code for a protein of 862 amino acids. NCBI's taxonomy places the organism in Eukaryota, Viridiplantae, Streptophyta, Magnoliopsida, Poales, Bromeliaceae.